Messenger RNA from Penicillium samsonianum, 1050 nucleotides. RefSeq lists its product as uncharacterized. NCBI's taxonomy places the organism in Eukaryota, Fungi, Ascomycota, Eurotiomycetes, Eurotiales, Aspergillaceae. The record is from RefSeq and is a predicted model, not a curated record. Bases 1 to 1050 code for a protein of 349 amino acids. The transcript has a single exon.
AUGGCUGUACAGUGGGAAGUCACCGAUAUGACGGUUGAGACCAGCCCAAGUGAUCACACCCGAGAUAGCCUCUUCGCCAAUGGCCAAAUGCAGGUACCUGUAUUCGUGUCGAUUAAGGCAAUCGAUCCGGCCACCGGUGCAGGUCACACGCUAAGGGAGGCAGAGCUUAAUACGAUCAAGCUUGUGGACUAUUUCAGUCCUCCUACACAACUGUCGGCCCCUUGGACUUAUUCGGGCCAGGAAAACGAAUUCCACCAUGUGUUGCCGUCAACAGCGAGCGACGAGACGCCCCAAACGGACGGGUCCAGUCCUACUGCAGCGUUGCAAAAGAAAACCUGGUGGGUUUCGACCUCGAGAGUCGAGCACAAGAACAUCGGGGCAAGCAUCCAGGCUCCCGAUCGGACCGUCUAUCAUACCGGCGGCGGUGGUCCGGGCAGCUUCGAUUCCCAUGUGACCAUUAGUGGUAUAGCCUCAAUCCAUUACAACAUGAGUAAUGUCGGGUUCGACCGAGAGGAUACCGCAAAUGGGAAGACUACGAGCGGGGCUCACACAUUCGAUCAGGACAAUUAUUAUCUUUCAAGCAAGGUCUACCGAUUCAGAAAAGUCCAGAUGACGGGCGGUUAUUUUUCGGGCCCUCCGCCGGUUGAGUACUCUUACGUACGAGUCUCGAAGAAGCAGUCCUUUGCCGUCAUGGAGCAAACCUACCUGCACUACUUGUGGCCGAUUGGCUCGCAACAGACAAAGCAGGCAGGGCACCAAAACGCAACAGCCAAUAUCACAGUCAAUCAACGACACGGUGCCCUCUGUCUCACCCGUCUCACCUUGAAGGGCCUUGUAUUAUACGGCGAUAUCGGUGCCGGCUUUAAUGGUCGAUUCACGAUAUGGGAUGAAUAUGGUAAUUGGGGGAAGUUCGGAGCUGGCAGUAAAGACUACUACAACCUCAUCACCGUGUCCGCCCACAAUUCGUUAUUGGAUGAAGAGUUCUCGCCCAGUGAGAAAUGCACUCCCAUCAGUCCAGAAGAGGCUGCUUCCCUUGAACCUGGAAAUUGA